Messenger RNA from Aureobasidium pullulans EXF-150, 990 nucleotides. RefSeq names its product TPT-domain-containing protein. Bases 1 to 990 code for a protein of 329 amino acids. NCBI's taxonomy places the organism in Eukaryota, Fungi, Ascomycota, Dothideomycetes, Dothideales, Saccotheciaceae. The record is from RefSeq and is a predicted model, not a curated record. Gene Ontology annotation, molecular function: antiporter activity. Gene Ontology annotation, cellular component: Golgi apparatus. The transcript is spliced from 2 exons.
AUGUAUGACCAGGAAGAUGAAGGACUGUUGGACGAGAAAGAACAGCUGGACGAAGAGGGCAGAGACGCGCCCACGCCGGCAAAACGACCAUCGAAACUUCUGCUCUGGAUCGCCAUCAACAUCAUCGCUACGACAGCUAUUGUUUUCAUCAACAAAUCCAUCUUCGAUGAUCCUUCUUUCCGUGGCGCCCAGGUUUCCUUUGCGACUUUUCACUUCAUCGUCACUUUCCUCACCCUGCACACGGUGUCUUCAGCAAGAUUUGAGUUCUUCGAAAGGAAGAGAGCAGCUCUGAGAGACAUACUGCCACUGGCGGGUGCCAUGUGCUUGAAUGUCAUUCUUCCCAACCUCUCUCUUGCAUACUCGUCCAUCACCUUCUAUCAGACAGCCCGAGUGCUUUUGACACCCAUUACUGCGCUACUCAACUACGUCUUGUAUCAAAAGACCAUCCCGCGACAGGCCGUCUGCGCUCUGGUGCCCGUCUGCGUGGGUGUGGCUAUGGUGACAUAUUUUGAUGUCAGACCUGCCGCUUCGACGAAAGGCACAAGCUUCUAUGGUGUCGUGUUUGCUUUGAGCGGCGUUCUCAUGAGCGGAAUCUACACUUGCUGGAUCGGCUACUACCAUCAGAAACUCCAGAUGUCGAGCUUACAGUUGCUUCACAACCAAUCUUUGCUUGGCGCCGUACUGCUCGUGUAUCUGAUUCCCUUCGUGGACACCCUGCCAGUGUUCGGUGAAGUACCGCUAUACCGAUGGGUCAUGAUCAUGAUGAGCGGUCUAUGCGCAUGUCUCCUCAAUCUUUCCCAAUUUGCCAUCAUCGCCGGAGCUGGCCCAGUAGCCAGUACCGUGGUUGGUCACUCCAAGACCGUCACCAUUGUGACACUCGGCUGGAUCUGGAGUGGUAAUGGUAUCAGCGGAUACAGCGCGCUUGGUGUAGUGAUAGCAAUAGGUGGUGUUGUGUUAUACUCGACUGCAACGACGAUGUACAAAAAAUAG